UGUUUAUUUUCCAAUGCUUUCUAGAACACCCUUUCCCACAGCCCCUACAAUUAUAUAAACCAUAAACCAUCUCCCCAUAAUUCCAACUUCUUUUUCUCACCAUAAUAAUCCUCUCCAACUAUUGUUGUUUGUUUUACAAUCAUCGGAAACUAACGUGUGUUGGAAGUUAUGUUCGUGCACGCUCAUGGAAAAAACUAAGAAAUCAUCGGCUGCCGAUAACAAGAUCAACCUUUCCAAUUACGACCUGGCUCGAUCUCGCUUGUUUCUUUCGGGUUUUUAUUGUUGGGGCUGGGAGUUUCUCACCGCUCUUUUGCUGUUUAGUUGCUGAUUACGUUAUUCCGUUAGAUUAGAAUUUAGUGAAUUUAGGUCAUAGGUAGUUGAGAUUGAAAAAAGUUAGAAAAAUGAGUCAUCGGUCAGCUCCAGCACCGUUUCUGUGUAAGACGUAUUUCAUGGUGGAUGAUCCGGCUACGGAUGAUGUGAUUUCGUGGAACGAAAGCGGAACAACGUUUGUUGUUUGGAAAACGGCGGAUUUUGCUAGGGAUUUGCUACCGAAUUCGUUCAAACACAACAAUUUCUCGAGCUUUGUUCGUCAGCUUAAUACAUAUGGGUUUCGGAAAACCGUACCAGACAAAUGGGAAUUUGCAAACGAACACUUUAAACGUGGGCAAAGAGAGCUUCUACUCAAAAUCCGUCGUCGAAAAACCAUCACAACAUCCCAAUCUCCCGCAAAUGGGAAGGCAACUGACAACGGUGGUCCAACAUCAUCACCAACUAGUUCGGGUGAUGAUCAUGGAUCCAGCUCAACGUCUUCGCCGGAUUCCAAGAAUCCUGGCUCAGUGGACACACCAACCUUGGAGAAAUUGGAAAACUUGUCGGACGAAAACGAGAAACUAAAAAAAGAGAAACACACAUUAACUUCAGAACUUGCGCAAAUGAAGAAACAAUGUGAUGAUUUGGUCGCGUUCCUGACUCAAAACGUGAAGGUUGCGCCUGAUCAGAUCAAUCGCAUUAUGAAUGGCGAUGUUGUGGUUGAUGAGACAACGGUGAGUAGCGACAAUGAAUCGAAUGAUGAUGACGAAAAGAGUAAUUGUUUCAAGUUGUUCGGGGUGUUGUUGAAAGAAGAAAAGAAAAAGAGGUGCCGUGAUGAAGUAAACGUUUCUCUUGGGGCCAAACGGAAAGUAUGCAAUUAACAAAUAAAAAGACGCUGCAUUAUAUUAUUGAUCCGUUAAUUCAAAAGUAUAAUAAUAAUAAUGUCAAGGUAAUGUUUAGUUCAUAUAGUAAAACCGAGAUAUGAUAUUAUGUAUUUUUGACAUUUUUAUUUAUUUUUGUAUGUUUCUAUAAUUUGCUGUAAUCGAAUUUAUGUCGUAUUUUUUUUAACCAACGGAUAAACCACCUGUGUAUGUA
Helianthus annuus (common sunflower) is the source of this 1404-nucleotide messenger RNA. RefSeq names its product heat shock factor protein HSF24. Gene Ontology annotation, biological process: regulation of transcription by RNA polymerase II. The transcript is spliced from 2 exons. Gene Ontology annotation, molecular function: DNA-binding transcription factor activity; RNA polymerase II cis-regulatory region sequence-specific DNA binding. Bases 402 to 1190 code for a protein of 262 amino acids. Lineage: Eukaryota; Viridiplantae; Streptophyta; Magnoliopsida; Asterales; Asteraceae. The record is from RefSeq and is a predicted model, not a curated record. Gene Ontology annotation, cellular component: nucleus.